AUGUCCUCACCUGGAAUCUCAUCUGCGGCGUUCCCCGCGGCUCUUUAUAUCGCGACUGUCGUCCUCUACUCCUGCCUCAUCGUCCCAACCUUCUAUAUCUGGCGCCGCCAUGGCAGAGCUGGCUUCUUGGCCUACAAUUUCGUCUUUUCGUUCUGCGCCAUUCGCAUUGCUGGCGGUGCGCUUUCCAUGGUUGCGAGGCACAAGCCCAACAUUGAGACCAGCGCAACUGUCGUCAACAGUUUGGCCAUAUCCCCGCUCCUCCUUGCUGAACUUGGAGUCUUGCACGAGGCACGCAAUGCUUGUCUUGUGCGGCUCAAGCCAAGAGUUGAGCGGACGCUUGUGGGUGGCUUCCACAGCAUCAUUACGACGGCCAUUAUACUGGUGGUGAUCGGGAUUGUCAAUGUUGUCAAGGGGCUUUCCACUACUCAAGACUCUGGCCUAAUCAAGGCUGGACUGGCGAUGUUUGUGGUGUCAUAUCUAAGUCUUCUUGCGUGGACGACUAUCUCGCUGCGCAAUCCGGCUAGACCGAGAAAUGACACUUUCAUUGAUGGAACUGUGCUUUUACGUACUGCCGCAGUUGCCCUACCAUUUAUCGGCAUGAGACUCGUCUACGGCAUCAUCGCAUUUCUUCUGACUAGCCCAGCAUUUGCAAGCUCGUUGACGGCGAAAAUCCUUCUGAGUUUCACCCCAGAGGCACUUGCUACUGGCUUGUUCGUGCUUGGUGGCUACAAGACACGUAGUAUGUAUGCUUUGCGCUACCAGGAAACGCUUCUAAAGCACACUUCAUCGCCGUCUGUGUAA
This is a messenger RNA of Aureobasidium subglaciale EXF-2481, 801 nucleotides long. RefSeq lists its product as uncharacterized. The transcript has 2 exons. NCBI's taxonomy places the organism in Eukaryota, Fungi, Ascomycota, Dothideomycetes, Dothideales, Saccotheciaceae. Bases 1 to 801 code for a protein of 266 amino acids. The record is from RefSeq and is a predicted model, not a curated record.